This is a messenger RNA of Schistocerca piceifrons (Central American locust), 807 nucleotides long. RefSeq lists its product as uncharacterized. Gene Ontology annotation, molecular function: odorant binding; olfactory receptor activity. NCBI's taxonomy places the organism in Eukaryota, Metazoa, Arthropoda, Insecta, Orthoptera, Acrididae. The record is from RefSeq and is a predicted model, not a curated record. Gene Ontology annotation, cellular component: plasma membrane. The transcript has a single exon. Gene Ontology annotation, biological process: detection of chemical stimulus involved in sensory perception of smell; sensory perception of smell. Bases 1 to 807 code for a protein of 268 amino acids.
AUGGAGCAGCCUCUGUCCUGGAUGGAUAGCGGGAAGUCGGUCCUCAAACCGAACAUCCGUCAUCUGUGGUUAUGUGGCGUGUGGCCAUUGCCUGGCUCCUGGAUAUACGAUGCAUACGGCGUUUUGGGCCUAGUAUUAGGCUUCUGGAACGCGAUAGAGAGUUCGCUGGCGCUCUACUCCUGCUGGGGAGACAUGGAAGAGACGACGCUGUUGCUUACCAGUACUUUCACCAUAGGCUGUGGCACCGUCAAGAUGGUCUUCUUCCUGAGCAACCAAAGGCAGUACUACGUGCUGGCUAGACGCGUUGAUGUGCUGGCGUCCCUGCAGAGUGAAUUCUGUUCCGCGGACCCUGCAUUGGCCGAAAUCCAGCAGAGCGCUCAGAAGCGCGGCUACCGUCUAACCCUGGGAAUGCUGCUCCUAAUGUUCUCGCAGUACCCUGUGUGGUUCCCUAUGCCGCUCAUAGCGCAUCCAGAGAAACGGCGCCUGCCGUUCGGGCAGCACUACUGGGACAACAACACCCACCACUACGCACUCUCGUACGUGAUGCAGUGCGCAGCAUCAGCGCGGAACACCCAGCUGAGUUUCAGUGUUGACCUGCUGUUCGUGUCCAUCAUGCUACUCGUGAGAGCGCAGCUGCAGAUUCUCACACUGCGUAUCUGCCGUCUCAAAACGGAGAACGGCGAAGUAAAGUCAGAAGAUGGAGCGAAAUAUGUGAAAGGCAUGCCGACAAAUACCUGUGAUAAAAUGUACGAAAAUUUGUGCCUUUGCAUUGAAACUCAUCAGAAAAUUCUCAGGUACGUCAAAUAA